CUGAUCUCCUCCAAAGUCCCCAAGGCAGAGUACGUUCCCACCAUCAUCCGCAGGGAUGACCCCUCAAUCAUCCCCAUCCUCUAUGACCAUGAACAUGCUACGUUUGAUGAUAUCCUCGAGGAGAUUGACAAGAAGUUAACAGCCUACAGGAGAGGCAGCAGAAUCUGGAGGAUGCUCAUUUUCUGUCAGGGAGGUCCAGGGCAUCUGUACCUGUUGAAGAAUAAAGUGGCCACAUUCGCCAAGGUGGAGAAAGAGGAGGACAUGAGUCAGUUCUGGAGGAGGCUGAGUCGGUUUAUGAGCAAAGUGAACCCUGAACCCAACCUCAUCCACAUUAUGGGCUGCUACGUCCUGGGAAACCCCAAUGGAGAGAAGGUACACUACAUCUCUCACAUGUUAAAACACACACAUACCAGAUUACUGGAGAAAAAUUGGUGUUGACUGAUCAGAUCAAAUGAUGACAUAAAGAGCGUUGUGUUGAACACUGUGAUGUUUAACAGUGAGAAUGGCAGAA
This is a messenger RNA of Oncorhynchus masou masou (cherry salmon), 511 nucleotides long. RefSeq names its product NMDA receptor synaptonuclear signaling and neuronal migration factor-like. Gene Ontology annotation, biological process: positive regulation of neuron migration; regulation of neuronal synaptic plasticity. Gene Ontology annotation, cellular component: nucleus; cytoplasm. NCBI's taxonomy places the organism in Eukaryota, Metazoa, Chordata, Actinopteri, Salmoniformes, Salmonidae. The transcript has 5 exons. The annotation marks the transcript as partial. The record is from RefSeq and is a predicted model, not a curated record.